GGAAACUAUUUUGGCUUUUCGUUUUUCUCAUCGCUUCUGGCUAUAUGACCUAUGGCAUCGUCGACGUCAUCGAGGCAUAUAUGUCUGGCGCGAAAACGACCACUACUCAGAUGGAGCCACGGGAAAUUCUUCCUUUCCCUACUGUCACCAUCUGUCCCCAGUCGAAAGAACACGAAAGAUCUUAUGAUUUUUCGGGGUUCUUCGGUCCGAUGGAACAAAUUAUAAUGUGGGACGACGAGAAUUUCCAGCAACUGGCAGGACUCGACGACCCGAUGGCCGAUUUACCCUUUUCCUUCUACGGCGAGAAUCGCACGGCAGACGACGACGGAAUGCAGGAGACCUGCAUCAGACCCUUCGCUGCCGGAAGCCAUGAUUCUCUAUCCAUGCUGGGCUUUGUCGAGGAGCAGCUCGGCCCAAACAAGUACGUGUUGGAUGGCUACUCGGGCUUGAAGCAGACAAGUUCCUUGAAACCCAUACUCUAUUGUAGCUUCAAUGAGGGUCCUUGCCACGAUGGUGAUUUCGAAUACAUGGAGCUUCAUUCGCGUGGGAAUUGCUUCACAUUCAACUCCGACAGAAAAAAAUACGUUCGUCGUAAUACACCCUCAAAUUCCGGUUUCAACGAGAGCUGGGAUCCGUGGCAGGGGCUUCGGCUCGUACUGGCACCGUACUCGAUGCGCCCGACUUCGAUCGGAGGAUACACGGUCUUCGUUUGGAGACCCGGGGGCGAAGAUUACGCGCUCGAUGAAGGAGCCGAUGCGAAAUUGGGGGCGGUGUCAUAUGUUGGACUCAAAAUGGUGGAGUUCCAACGACUUCGUCCGGAGUUUGGGGGGGAUUGUGCUCCCGAUUCGUACCUACGGCUGCGAUUCGACCCCGAGGUUUUCGUGGUCACGAAUGAAACAGUCUAUUCCAAGGAGGUGUGUCGGGAUUAUUGCAUUGCCUCUCGAUUGUUGCAAGAAUACAGCCACGGCCAAAGCGAAGUGGACUGUCUGCCUUUCUCGUACUCCUCUCUGCUGACCAACAAUGAAAUUCCGACGUGCGCCCAGCGUGAGCACUUCAUACUGUGCUUCCUUUGUCCUGUCCUGGUGCAUAUUCAUUCUUCAUGGUUUCACUUUUACAUGCCGCGUGCGAGACGAGCUCACCCUUACGUGGGUGUUCGGGUGUCUUCAGACGUCUCCUCGGUGGGAUCUUCGGUCGUGUCCCCAAGUUGGUCUCCCAGAUUAUCGCCGAUGGGGGUGUUUUCGAUGGGACCUCCAAAAAACUCUCCGCUGAAGAACUGGUCUUCAUAUCCGACCCCAUCAGAUUGCUCGGUCAUGGUCUCCUCUGACCUGCGGCCAAUCUUUGCAGAAGAGAUGGAUGUCCGUCUGAUUUUACGCGAACCAGACGCGUUCCGGAGGGAGAGGGAGGCCCUCGACAACUUGGCUCAACUAUGGGGAACUCAUUACUACAUAAUCUCUGUCUUCGACCUGAGGAGAGUGGUGGCGGAGCCCGUGGAGCGGAAAUGGAGUAGUUGGAGCAAGUGGACUCGGAGCCGAUGCGAAGCCCAUAUGGUAGAUGAGGCCAUCCUGGCCAUGCCACUCAGAGUCGCUGGCCGUCGCACAACCCCAGAUUCCCUCAGCACUCUCCUUAUUGGGACGUUAGUCACGUCCACCCAGUUGAAAUUGAGUAGUUGGAGCAAGUGGACUCGGAGCCGAUGCGAAGCCCAUAUGGUAGAUGAGGCCAUCCUGGCCCUGCCACCCAGGCAAUGGUAUCUGUCCUGCACAAUUGGGGAGUGGUGGGGACACCAUUGCCGAAUCUGGGCUGCUGAUCAUCAUGGCUUCCCAGAAAACCACAGACCCACCCCAAGGAAGGACAUCAUCUACGGCCACUCAGUUGUCCCCACUUGGGGGAAUCUCGCGUCGAAUGGAAUGGAAAUGGAAACAGGAAUGAAAACAGCCGUGGUUUCAGAAUUGUCUGGGGGAGGGCUCCUCUGGGCCGACGUCCUUCGUGCCGUAAUUGGGAGUUAUUUCCGAUUCAGCGUGGGAUUUAACGAAAGCCAUUCUUUGGCCGAUUCCCCAGCAUUGACUGAUGCAUCACGAUGCCUUUCUCUUCGGAAGAACCUUCACCGAUAUCGACCCAUGUAA
Messenger RNA from Darwinula stevensoni, 2120 nucleotides. NCBI's taxonomy places the organism in Eukaryota, Metazoa, Arthropoda, Ostracoda, Podocopida, Darwinulidae. The record is from the annotation of a GenBank genome assembly.